AUGACUCAGCAGCAGGAGUUUCUUAAAAAGUUCCCCUCUUGGCUUUUAUGUUUGUCAGAGCUUUCCAUUCCUUCUGGCACCAUGUUGCUGCUCGCUUUAUUUUUCCUUAAAGCGCUUUGUUUUGUUGGGUGCUACCCGAAUGGUGCUCCCACGGGUGCCUGUGAGGAUAUGAUACCUCGACAUGGAGUUCUGCCUCAGCCUUCAUUGUCUCCCUACAGCAUUCUCACCAACACCGAGACUUUUCAGCCAGGCAAGCCUAUUACAGUGACUAUCACUGGGCCAGCCUACAGAGGAGUUCUUCUUGAAGCUCGAAUACAAGGGAGCACUAACGCUUUGGGAAGCUGGAAACUCCCUCCUCCGGACACCAAAUUCCUUCAGUGUGCAGGGAAUCUUCAAGGUGCUGUGACUCAGUCUAACACCAACCUGAAGGGAAACUCCACCGUGUACAACUGGAUCCCCCCCAACACUAUGAGCCCCGUCUACUUCAUUGCUACAGUAGCUCAGCAGCGCAGCGUCUUUUGGGUUAAUGUGAGAUCCAACACUCUGAUAAAUGAGAACAUGGAUAAUCUCAGGCUAGCUACAGAUGCAGGGUCUCAAAUGGCUGAAGAACAAACACUUCUUCUCUUGGUGAUAUGUUUGUUGGCUUUACUCAUUCAAGGAUAA
Molecule: messenger RNA, 663 nt
Organism: Nematolebias whitei (Rio pearlfish)
Lineage: Eukaryota; Metazoa; Chordata; Actinopteri; Cyprinodontiformes; Rivulidae
Molecular function (GO): oxidoreductase activity, acting on metal ions
Source: RefSeq, a predicted model, not a curated record